AUGGCUGCUGAAACGCUAGUGCAUCAAAACGGCGUCGUUUCUAACGGAGAUCUUGGCUCCAAAACCGCCACCGUAAAAAAAUCUCGGGAGAGCGACCGUCGUCGCCGUCGCCGGAAACAAAAGAAAAUCAACAAAGCCUCUAAGGAGCAAAACGCAAACGCCUCCGAAGACGAUACUGAUGCAAAAGAGAAUACUGAACAACAACAACAACAGGUUGUUGAGCAAGUUGAAAUUGAGUAUGUACCGGAAAAAGCAGAGCUAUACGAAGGCUUGGAUGAAGAAUUUAAGAAAAUCUUUGAGAAAUUUAGUUUCAGCGAGGUUAUUGAUUCAGAGGAUAAUGAUAAGAAGGAUGAGUCGGCAGAAAAUGCAAUUACAAAGAAAAAGGCAGACUCUGAUUCUGAAGAGGAAGAAGAUGAUAACGAGCAAAAAGAGAAAGGAGUCUCAAACAAGAAGAAAAAGCUUCAACGUAGGAUGAAGAUUGCUGAGCUGAAACAGAUUAGCGCAAGGCCUGAUGUUGUCGAGGUGUGGGAUGCUACUUCAGCAGAUCCAAAGUUGUUGGUAUUCUUGAAAUCUUACCGAAAUACUGUACCUGUACCCAGGCACUGGUGUCAAAAGAGAAAAUUUCUGCAGGGGAAAAGAGGUAUAGAGAAACAACCUUUUCAGCUUCCCGAUUUUAUUGCUGCCACAGGAAUUGAGAAAAUCAGACAGGCUUAUAUUGAGAAAGAGGACAGCAAAAAGUUGAAACAAAAGCAACGGGAACGCAUGCAACCGAAAAUGGGGAAGAUGGAUAUUGAUUAUCAGGUUCUUCAUGAUGCAUUCUUUAAAUACCAGACAAAGCCAAAGCUGUCAUCUCUUGGGGACUUGUAUCAUGAAGGAAAAGAAUUUGAGGUAAAGUUGAGGGAGAUGAAACCUGGCAUGUUAUCACAUGAGUUGAAAGAAGCUCUUGGUAUGCCUGAGGGUUCUCCUCCUCCGUGGCUUAUUAACAUGCAGAGAUACGGUCCUCCACCAUCAUACCCUUCUCUAAAGAUCCCCGGCUUGAAUGCUCCCAUUCCCCCAGGAGCUAGUUUUGGUUAUCAUCCUGGUGGCUGGGGCAAGCCUCCCGUUGAUGAGUUCGGGCGUCCACUUUAUGGAGAUGUUUUUGGUGUCCAUCAGCAAGAUCAGCCUAAUUAUGAGGAAGAGCCGGUAGAUAAAACAAAACACUGGGGUGACUUGGAAGAGGAGGAAGAGGAGGAGGAAGAAGAGGAAGAAGAGGAGGAAGAGGAAGAAGACAUCGAGGAGGAGGCACUUGAAGAUGGUAGUCAAUCUGUUGAUAGUAUGUCAAGCACACCGACUGGGGUGGAGACACCUGAUGUUAUUGACCUUCGUAAGCAGCAGAGGAAGGAACCUGAAAGGCCUCUUUAUCAAGUCCUUGAAGAGAAAGAGGAAAAACUUGCUCCUGGAACUUUGCUCGGAACUACACACACUUAUGUGGUUGGCACGGGCACCCAAGACAAGUCAGGGGCAAAAAGGGUUGAUUUGCUUAAAGGUCAAAAGACAGAUAGAGUGGAUGUCACUUUACUGCCAGAGGAGUUGGAUAUCAUGGAGAACGUUUUACCUGGCAGGUAUGAAGAAGCAAGGGAGGAAGAGAAAUUACGGAGUCAGCGUGAGGAUUUCAGUGACAUGGUUGCUGAGAAUGAGAAGAAGAGGAAGAGGAAGCAAGAAAAAGAUGGCAAGUCCAAGAAGAAAGACUUCAAGUUUUAAGGUUGUUCGGUUCCUCCUUAUCUUGCAGGUAAAUGGAAGACGUGGAAAGUUGUCUAUUCAUCAAAUUGUCAUUUUCCAUGAGGAGCCGAGGAUCGGCUUUUAGUGCUGUUUUAUUACAUCUGUAUAAUGUUACUGUCUGUAUGUUGUUUUUAUUGUUUUGGUUAUGAAUAUUCUACUCAUGUAAUGAUGCGAUGGAAACGUGUCAGAUGCUUUAGCUGGAAACUCAAUACAAAGAUAUCCUUAAUGAGACAUACUUAGAUGAUUUUACAUCUCA
Messenger RNA from Medicago truncatula (barrel medic), 2014 nucleotides. Its product is annotated as splicing factor 3B subunit 2. NCBI's taxonomy places the organism in Eukaryota, Viridiplantae, Streptophyta, Magnoliopsida, Fabales, Fabaceae. Gene Ontology annotation, cellular component: nucleus. The transcript has 18 exons. The record is from RefSeq and is a predicted model, not a curated record. The coding region runs from base 1 to 1740 and encodes 579 amino acids.